Messenger RNA from Brienomyrus brachyistius, 4436 nucleotides. It is a transcript of the gene ogal, whose product is annotated as O-GlcNAcase like. Gene Ontology annotation, molecular function: beta-N-acetylglucosaminidase activity. The record is from RefSeq and is a predicted model, not a curated record. Gene Ontology annotation, biological process: glycoprotein metabolic process. Lineage: Eukaryota; Metazoa; Chordata; Actinopteri; Osteoglossiformes; Mormyridae. The transcript is spliced from 17 exons. The coding region runs from base 188 to 2893 and encodes 901 amino acids.
CAAUGAAAAAUAAUAUCCUACCUGUUUGGUUUAUGCGUUUUUUACUCCCCUUAUUUGUUUCUGACGUUGUGGGAACCGGUCUGAUCCGGUUUGCUGCGCCUGCGCAGUCGGUGUAAACAGGAAGAAUCAAGGAGCUGCAGGUGCUGCAGCGCUCGGCGCCGCUUGGGAGGGUAGCUGGCUCACAGAGAUGGUCCAGGAGGAGAAGACGAUGGGCUCCGCUCAGCGCCCCGACGAGCCCGUGGCCCCUAGCCCCGUGGCCGCUGAGGCUCCGAUUGAGGAGCCUGGUACCAUCGAGGUCGAGAGAACCGGCCAUCGGAAAUUCAUCAGCGGCGUGGUGGAGGGUUUCUACGGACGGCCAUGGACUAUGGAACAAAGGAAGGAGCUUUUCAGGAGGCAGCAGAAAUGGGGCCUGAACACAUACCUAUAUGCUCCAAAGGAUGACUAUAAGCACAGAAUGUUCUGGAGGGAAAUGUAUUCGGUCGAAGAGGCAGAGCAACUGAUGACCCUCAUGGCCUCUGCGAAAGAACACGGCAUCGAGUUCAUCUAUGCCAUUUCCCCUGGGCUGGACAUCACGUUCUCCAACCAGAAGGAAGUGUCAACGCUCAAGAGGAAGCUGGACCAGGUGUCUCAGUUCGGGUGUAAGUCCUUCGCCUUGCUUUUCGAUGACAUCGAUCCCAAUAUGUGCCCUGCGGACAAGGAGGUGUUCAGCUCCUUUGCACACGCUCAAGUGUCCAUCACCAACGAGAUCUACCAGUACCUGGGAGAGCCAGAGACGUUCCUCUUCUGUCCCACAGAAUACUGUGGAACAUUCUGCUGCCCCAGUGUCUCCCAGUCUCCUUACCUGAGGACAGUCGGGGAAAAGCUGCUGCCGGGCAUCGAGGUGCUGUGGACAGGUCCCAAAGUAGUGUCAAAAGACAUAACGGUUGAGUCCAUCGAGGAGGUGACGAAAAUUUUGAAGAGAGCCCCAGUUAUCUGGGACAACAUCCAUGCCAACGAUUAUGACCAGAAGCGGCUCUUCCUGGGCCCCUAUAAGGGACGAUCCACAGAGCUCAUUCCCCGCCUGAAGGGGGUCCUCACCAACCCCAACUGUGAAUUCGAGUCCAACUUUGUGGCGAUCCACACCCUGGCCACCUGGUACAAGUCCAACAUGAAUGGUGUGCGCAAGGAUGUGGUCAUGACGGAUGGUGAGGACACGGCGGUGUCCAUCCAGAUCCGUCUGGAGAACGAGGGCAGCGAUGAGGAGCUGGAGACCGACGUGCUCUACAGCCCCCAGCUGGCUCUCAAACUGGCGCUCACUGACUGGUUGGCCGAGUUCGGGGAGCCCCACCAGUACAACAGUCGGCAGGUGCCCCACAGCGGCCCCAAGAGCUCGGCGGUGGACGUGGCCUCCGUCACCUCCCCCAGCCUCGGCUCGUCCACCACAGUGACCACUGUCUACCAGCAGCCCAUCAUGAGCCGGGUGCCGGCCGUGGGGGAAGGGCAACGGGACCCGGCCAAGCGGGAGCCCGAGGAGGAGCCCAUGGAGACCGCCGCUGAGAAGCCCGAUGAUCCGGACGCCGUUGCUGUCGCUGACCCCGCCCUCACUGAGGGUGCCAAGGCCGCUGAGGAUCUCAGGCCCAUGGACACAGACCGCGAGGCCGCUGGCGAGCUCGCCUCCCCGGAAGCUCCGCCUCCCACCGCACCAGAGGACCCGGGCGGUGAUGUGGCGCCCAUGCAGACGGACGAGCAGCUGGGCCGAGAGCCCUUCGUGCCGGGCCCCGGGGAGAAGCCGCUAUAUGCGGCUGAGGCCCUUACGCUGGAGGACCUGAGCCUGCUGGCGGAGCUGUUCUACCUGCCCUAUGAGCACGGGCCCAAGGCCGCCCACAUGCUCCGCGAGUUCAACUGGCUGCGCGCCAACAGCAGCGUGGUCAGCGUCAACGCCGACACCAAGGAUCCCGACAAGGAGGCAGAGUGGCAUUCCAGAGCAGAGAAGUUCGAGGAGAUGUGCUGCUCCGUCAUCAGGAUGUUCACCAGGCUGUCCAACUCGGCCAACCGCACCAUCCUGUACGACCUGUAUCCCUACAUCUGGGACAUAAAGAGCAUCGUGUCCAUGGUCAAAUCAUUCGUUCAGUGGCUGGGGUGCCGUAGUCAGUCCUCGGCACAGUUCUUAGGCGGAGACCCCGAGCCGUGGGCCUUUAGGGGCGGUCUGGCGGGGGAGUUGCAGCGUCUGCUGCCCAUCGAUGGGGCUAACGACCUUUUCCACCAGCCGCCUCCCUCCAUGCCUACCUCCAAGACAUACUCCAUAAGGCCGUACUUCACCAAGGACGAGGCUGCUGUGUACAAGAUAUGCAGGGAGAUGUACAAGGAGGGGGUGGACGGGGGCCCCUUCCCAGAGCAGCCGGAUCUCAUUGGCGACAGGUUUGUCGGAGGCCUUCUGAACCUGAGCCCUGAUUACGGCUUCGUCCUGGAGGAUGAGGAGGGUAUCUGCGGCUAUGCGCUGGGCACGGCCGACGUCAAGCCCUUCGCCAAGAAGUGCAGGAUGAGCUGGAUCCCUAGCAUGCAGGAGAAGUACAACAAGCCAGACUGUGAGAAGGACCUGACUGAGGCUGAGAAAAUGAUGCUGAGCUUCCACGAGGAGGAGGAAGAGGAAGGUCUGCCAGACUCCUUCCUCAGUAACUUCCCCUCCCUGAUCAAGGUGCAAAUCCACACCAAGGUUACAGACCCCAGCGUGGCGAAGAGCAUGAUGGGAUGCCUGCUGUCGUCACUCAAAGCCAGUGGAUCCCACGGGGCCUUCUGUGAAGUGAGGCAGACCGACAAGCGGAUGAUGGACUUCUACAGCAAACUGGGCUGUUUUGAAGUGGCCAAGAUGGAGGGCUUCCCCAAGGACGUAAUCAUCAUGGGGCGGAGCCUGUGAGGCGGCCGUGCGAGGGAGCAAACACACAACCCACCACCCAAACCUUACCGUCGCAGUAAACAGCAAUCCAUCUGGGAGCCUGCGUCUCACCCACGCUGCUGCAGCGAGCGUGUGCUCAGUCACCCGCCAGCACAGGACGCCCUGCCGGCUUGAAGCAGCAUCUCAUAGCUCACUGCUGAGUGUUCAUUUGCUUUUACUCUGUUAUUAUAUCUAUAUAUAUUUUAUUUUUUGAGAAGGAGAGUUGGUGGCGAGCUUGUGAACUUGGGGGGGUCCUGCAGGGGAAUGUCUGCGUCUCCCAUAACUCUCAUUGUGAUUGAAUCAGACCUCAAGCUUGAGGAUGACUGCAUCUGUGCGUGAAAGCCCCCCCCCCCAUUUACUCCAGGCUCCUCGCUGGGGAUCGUUUGGCUUGGAAGAAGCAUGACCACUUUCCUUACAAGAGCUGCUCUCCGGCUCUUGUUUCUUCUCGUCUUGGGAGGGGGGGGGGGGGAGCGUAAUUAAAACUCAAUCAUAAAAAAAGAAAUUAGUCUGAAAAAAAUCCACAAAGCUUAUUAUUCAGCAGCUGCUCCCUAAUUCUUGGAGCACCAAAGGUGCUUCGCAGUAGCCAGGACCUGCCGUUAGGUCUGGGUCUCGCCUCAGUCGCCCCCUGUUUGAGCACCAGCGCAGUGUUUUGGCACGUUUCUAACUGCUGAGGUGUAAAGUCACUCGGGCAAAGGAAGGUGGGCGGCGAUGCAGCGAUGUUCCCCAGGCACACUGCUCCAUCCGGUCCCUUGGCUGGGGCGUGGGGGGGUCAGAUCCACCCGCUCGCUGUCGGAUGGGAAGGCUGCCGGAUGUCCUUUCUGCUUCCCGACUGCGAGCAGACCCCCCCCCCCCCCCACUUAACGUCUAAUUAAGUGAAGCAUGGGAGGCGGACUUGAGACCUGUGAUCCAUUAGCAUUUUUAAAUCAGCUUCGGCUUUGACGUGCAGACGGUUUCAGUGGACGUGCGCCGAGUUUAUACCCCGCAGGAUUAGCACAGAGACCCUGUAAUCCAGUGCGUUGCUGGAUCAGAUCAGCACCCUGCCCGGUUGGGAGUACUGAUACGGGGGAGCCCUGGUAAGCGAUCACAUGACUCUUGAAUGCCCCACACCUCAUCUUAGGUGAUAUUUGCUGUGAACAUGCUAUAGCUAACAAAGUAUUCCGUUCACUCCUCCUUUAUUGAUGUUGAAACGUUUGGUGUCACUGUAUAGAGGUGGUUUAAGCAUUUCUGUUCCUUUGCUUAGCUGGGUGUCGUAUUCAGGCUGACCGCCUCCACUUUACUCUCAGUUUCUGCUCCUUUUUACUAUUUGUAAUUUGCCAGCCUUUCAGGUGCUUCUUUACUCCUAUGAUACAGCAGCUUGUCCCACGCGGGAUCUGAGCCGACGCCCUCAUGGUCACCAUGACCCCAGGUCCUUCACCACUGCAUUGGUUGUCCAUGUAAAGAAUGUGAAUACUUCAUGUAAGUAAUCUGUAUGUAAUUUAAUGUAAUUAGUGUUUCAAUUUUAAUAAAGUUCUGCUCUUUACUCUGC